Molecule: messenger RNA, 345 nt
Organism: Striga asiatica
Lineage: Eukaryota; Viridiplantae; Streptophyta; Magnoliopsida; Lamiales; Orobanchaceae
Source: the annotation of a GenBank genome assembly
AUGGUAACCGGAUCCGGGCCCUGGCCUGAGACGAAGGACCCGGCGGCGGCGAUAUACAAGAUGGCGUGUUUGACGAAGGACCCGAGAGAGAGGUGGACGGCGGCUCAGGUCCUCCAGCACCCGUUCUUUGAUUCCGUUGAGGAGGAGGAGGAGGAGAUUGUGUGUCGAGAAAUUAGGGAGUUAACAAGAAAAUAUCUAGUGGAUGGAUCAAGGGAUUUGGGAUCUGGAGGACUCGCAAUUUUUCUGAAACUCCAAUUAAAAUCGAAUCGUUCGUAUUCCCAGACGGGCCGGGUUCGGGAUUUGGUCGGAGGUGAUUUUCCGGCAAGCUUGGGGUUCGAUUCCUAG